Messenger RNA from Neltuma alba, 1543 nucleotides. Its product is annotated as F-actin-capping protein subunit alpha-like. Gene Ontology annotation, biological process: barbed-end actin filament capping; actin cytoskeleton organization. Gene Ontology annotation, molecular function: actin filament binding. Lineage: Eukaryota; Viridiplantae; Streptophyta; Magnoliopsida; Fabales; Fabaceae. The record is from RefSeq and is a predicted model, not a curated record. Gene Ontology annotation, cellular component: cortical cytoskeleton; F-actin capping protein complex.
GUUCGGAUUCAGGACCCUACCCAGUGGAUGGUCCUGGUUUUCCAGCAAGCAUCUCGAUCCCCGCGCGGCCUUGGUGGUUGCUCAUUUCCUUCGCUGUCCCCACACUGAACUUGCAUAUCGGAAUCUUGUCGCCGGAGUCGCAGAGAUAUGGCAGAAGAAGAAGAAGAAGCAGAGCUAAGCGACAAGCAGAAGAUCGAAAUUGCCAAAUGGUUCCUCCUCAUCCCCUCCGGAGAAAUCCAGUACGUGGCCAAAAAAAUUGUCCCUGCAGAUGUGAAAUCGAUUCUGAACGACGAUGAUGUGUACCAUGAGGCCGCAUUAGAGGCAUUUUCCUUGUACAAUAAAUCUCACAUGAUUUCCCUUGAAAUGCCGGAUCGGAGCGGAGACGUGCUAGUUACUACGUUUGGUGAGCUUGAAGAGAAUGCCUAUCUUGAUCCGAGGACUACUCAAGUUGCCAUAGUCGACCAUGUUAAACAAGUUUGUACAGAGGUGAGACCUGCAACUGAUGCAGAACUUCCAUCUUCAUACGUUGAAGAAUUCCGAUGUGCCCUGGAUGCUGAAAUUCUUAAAUAUGUGGGUGAAGCUUAUCCGAAAGGGGUCUGCUCUGUCUACUGUGUAAAUGGAAAAGAUGUAGAGGGCCCAGGUUCUGAUUUUGAGCUUGUUGUGGUGAUCUCUGCUGCUAAGCAUAGUCCCCAGAAUUUCUGCAAUGGUAGUUGGCGUUCAGUAUGGAAUAUUCUGUUCAAAGAUUAUCUACAGAUAGUUGAAGUACAGGGAAAAAUGCAGGUGGGUGCCCAUUAUUUUGAAGAAGGAAAUGUGCAGUUAGAUGCAAAACAUGAGUGCAAAGAUUCAACGCUUUUUCAGGCCCCGGAAGAUUGUGCUCUUGCCAUAUCAAGCAUUAUUAGUCACCAUGAAACAGAGUACCUGGCUUCUCUCGAGGCGUCGUAUUUAAACUUGCCCGAUUCCACUUUUAAGGAUCUUCGGAGGAAGCUCCCAGUCACUCGUACGCUAUUUCCGUGGCACAACACCCUGCAGUUCAGCCUGACAAGAGACAUCACAAAAGAGCUUGGCAUUGGAAAGUGAACAUGCACCCAAAAGACAGAAACUUGUGUGACAGGAGCAAGAUAGCUAUCCCAGGGGCUGAUUUCCUGUUUUCAUUCGUGUGCUGCAUGAAUCAUCCUCCUCUGUGUUUUGAGACUCUCUGCCUGGGAUAGGGGCAUUGUACUGUAAUUCUUUUAAAUACAAUUCUGUAAUUCUGUAUAGCACUAAGAAUUUACGGUCUUAAGAAAUUAGUUGGCGGACUGCAUGAAACCGGCUACGUUGUCAUAGAAAGAGAAGAAUUUGGUUGCACGGACGUAUCUCCACUGUUGGAAUCUGGCCCCCGCAUUCGCAAUAUUUGGGAGAGAAGGAAUGAUCCAUUUAAAUUCUCUCUCUCUUUCUCUCUCUGACAUUUUAUGUAAACCUAUAUGAGAUAGAGGGGAUAUAGUUAGCAAUUCGACGAAACGCAGACAUACCUUUACUAUGGCAUAGUUAUUUGACUUUCCAUUCA